GGUGCAUUGAAUAAGCAAGUAAUUUGUUUGGACAGGUGUGGGGUACGCGGCGGCGGUGAUGGCAUUUUGGUUGAACGUGUACUACAUUGUGGUGCUUUCGUGGGCGAUGUACUACUUGUAUCACUCGCUGUCAUAUGACGUCCCGUGGAGGGGCUGUUCCAACCCCUGGAACUCUCCAAAGUGUAAAUCGGAGUACGACUUGGCGAGCACUGAACGCGAGUGCUUUAUUAAGUACGGGCCGACCACUGCUUUCUGCAAAACCAACUCUUCCCACUUCACGAGUCCUGUCAAAGAAUACUGGGAGAAGAAUGUUCUUCAGCAGACCUCAGGCAUGGGUGAAAUCGGAGGCUUGCGAUGGCCGCUGGCCUUAACACUACUCAUAGCGUGGAUCGCCUGUUAUUUCGCCAUUUGGAAAGGGGUUAAAUGGACCGGAAAGAUCGUGUAUUUCACUGCUGUCUUCCCAUACGUAUGUUUGGUUAUACUGUUGUUUAGGGGAAUAACACUUCCCGGCGCUUGGGAUGGCAUUAUGUAUUACUUGACACCAAAACUCGACCGUUUAGGAGAUUCGCAAGUAUGGAGCGAUGCGGCCACACAAAUCUUUUUUUCAUACGGCCUCGGAUUAGGCGCAUGGAUCGCAUUAGGCAGCUAUAAUAAAUAUAAUAACAAUGUUCACAGGGAUUCGCUGAUCAUAUCGUGUAUAAACAGCGGAACGUCAAUAUUUGCCGGUUUUGUUGUGUUCAGUAUUAUUGGAUUCAUGGCUCGACAGCAGAAUAAGUCCGUAGAACAGGUGGCCGUUUCUGGUUCCGGUUUGGCAUUUCUGGCGUACCCCUCGGCCACACUUCAGCUCCCAAUCUCUCCUCUUUGGGCCGUCUUAUUCUUCCUGAUGAUCAUUAUGUUAGGUCUGGACAGUCAAUUCUGCACAAUGGAGGGCUUCUUCACUGCAGUGAUCGAUGAGUUUCCGCGUCUUCUUCGGCCCCAUAAGGAACUCUUCAUUUUAUUCGUUUGUAUCAUCUCUUACUUAAUUGGACUUAUAUUCGUUGUCGACGGAGGGAUGUAUUGGUUCCAGUUAUUUGAUUCAUACGCCUCGUCUGGCUUUGCGCUCCUGUAUCUCGUUUUUUUCGAAGUGGUGGCCAUUUCCUGGUCUUAUGGAGUAAAUCGAUAUUAUGCUAAUCUGGAGGAUAUGCUCGGGGGAACUUUGUGUAUUUGGUGGAAAUGUUGUUGGUUUGUCUUCACUCCCACCCUAUGCUUUGGAGUGUUUAUAUUCAGUUUGGUUCAGUACAAGCCUCUGAAAUACAUGGAUUACGAGUAUCCCUGGUGGGGACAAAUGAUCGGCUGGUUCUUAGCGCUAUCAUCCAUGCUUUGCAUCCCUGUUUACGCCAUUUAUAUCUAUUUCAAUACACCCGGAGAUUUCUCUGAAAGAAUGAAGGUAUUGUUGAGACCAGAUAUGACCCAAAUUGAAGCCGAAAUAAGGCAGAGAGCGCUCAAGGAAUCGGGUCUGACAACAGUCACUCCAGUCUAACGAUAGCUAACAUAUAAAUCAUUUUUUUGGUAUAUUAUAUGUUAAAUAUUUAUUCUGAGAGAAACAGUACUUUCGUACCGAUGCGUGAAAGUAAUGCCAUCACAACAUCAGUAUAAAUAUGAUUAUAAUAACUAUUAUAAUAGAAGUUUAAGAAUUGCCAAAACGGAUGGAAACUUAGAUGAAGUCGUGUUCCCUUUGCUUCCAUUUGAAGACAAUUUUCAAACACAGAAACAAAUGAUAUAUUAAUGUCAGAAACAAUACAGUAAUUGUUAAGAAACCAAAAAAUAUGACUACAAUUUUCUAGUAAAGCAUUAGCAAAAUGAAACAAAACAAUUGAUUUAAACUCUCAAAACAUACUAAAUAAUGUUAAUGCAAAUGUUUGUCUUCCAAAUACAUUAGAAAUACAACAAAUCAUAACUUAUUUGUAAUUUAAUUGUAAACUAUUUUAAAACUAAGAAUACUUAUCAUAAUUUGAGUUAUCGAUUGUCACAGUUAUA
Molecule: messenger RNA, 2016 nt
Organism: Medioppia subpectinata
Lineage: Eukaryota; Metazoa; Arthropoda; Arachnida; Sarcoptiformes; Oppiidae
Source: the annotation of a GenBank genome assembly